CACAUGUAAGCGCCCAAAAUAAUUGCAGAAAUAUCUCCUGCUUUUUAUGUAGUGUAAUAAGAAAUAAGUUUCUUCUUGGAUUAGGUGAAGACAUGGCCGUCUCUACACUCACCGGUGCCGACGCCGACGCCGACGUACCGGAGUUCGAAGCUCCACUGCUCCACGACGCCGUCGACGGCGUCGUUGACCACAAAGGUCGUCCGGUCAUCAGAUCCAAGUCGGGAGGGUGGAGAUCCGCAUCGUUCAUCAUAGGAGUUGAAGUCGCCGAGAGAUUUGCUUAUUAUGGCAUAUCGUCCAAUCUAAUAACCUAUCUGACCGGUCCGCUCGGCCAAUCGACGGCCACGGCGGCGGCGAACGUCAAUGCGUGGUCCGGCACGGCUUCUCUUCUGCCGCUUUUAGGAGCAUUCAUCGCCGAUUCAUUUCUCGGACGUUACCGGACCAUUAUUAUUGCUUCCUUGCUCUACAUCUUGGGACUUGGCUUGUUGACCAUAUCUGCUGUUCUCCCUUCUGUCUGCCAAAAUACAGUGAAAAAUGUGCCAUGUUCUUCUUCCCAGUUCCAAGUCAUCUUCUUUUUCUUUGCACUAUAUCUAGUGGCAGUGGCACAAGGAGGGCACAAGCCUUGCGUUCAGGCUUUUGGAGCUGACCAGUUUGAUUCACAAGAUCCAAAAGAGUGCAAAGCCAAAAGCUCGUUCUUUAACUGGUGGUAUUUUUCUAUGUGUGGGGGUACUUUGAUAACGCUCUUGAUCUUGAACUACAUUCAAGACAACCUUAAUUGGGGUCUUGGUUUUGGAAUCCCAUGUGUUGCCAUGGCCAUUGCACUGGUCAUUUUCUUGCUUGGAAGUAUGACUUACCGGUUUAGCAUCAAAGGUGAUGAGAAAAGUCCCUUUUUGAGAAUAGGUCACGUGUUUAUAAAUGCAGUGAGGAAUUGGCGAACUUCCCCUUCUGCCAUAGCUCUUCAAGAAGAAGCUCGAGGAACCCUGCCUCACCUAGGUUCUCAACAAUUCAAGUUUCUUAACAAAGCUUUACUUGCACCCGAUGGUUCCAAGGAAUAUGGGACUGUUUCUAGCAUGAACGAGGUUGAAGAGGCAAAGGCAGUUCUAAGGCUGUUUCCCAUAUGGGCUACAUGUUUGGUGUAUGCUAUUGUAUUUGCACAAUCCUCAACUCUCUUUACCAAGCAAGGAGUUACUAUGGACAGAUCAAUUGGAUCAAGCUUCGAUGUACCAGCUGCUACACUUCAAUCCUUUAUCAGCCUUUCUAUUGUUCUCUUCAUUCCCAUAUAUGACCGAAUUCUUGUUCCUAUUGCAAGAGCUAUAACUGGAAAACCCUCGGGCAUAACAAUGCUUCAAAGAAUUGGAACUGGAAUGUUUUUAUCUGCAAUUUCAAUGGCAAUUGCAGCUAUAGUUGAGAGGAAACGACUUGAAACUGCUCUAGAAUAUGGGCUGAUUGAUAUGCCAAAGGCAACAGUUCCAAUGAGUGUCUGGUGGUUGGUACCUCAAUAUCUGUUGUUUGGAAUCGCUGACGUGUUUACCAUGGUUGGUCUGCAAGAAUUUUUCUAUGAUCAGGUCCCAAAUGAAUUGAAGAGUAUAGGUCUUUCUCUCUACCUUAGCAUCUUUGGCAUAGGGAGCUUCCUAAGCAGCUUUCUCAUCUCUGUCAUCGACAAAGCUACUGGUGGAUAUGGUCAAGACGGUUGGUUUUCAGAUAACCUGAAUCGGGCGCAUCUAGAUUACUUCUAUUGGCUGCUUGCUGGACUUAGUGCAAUCGAAAUAGUAGCCUACUUGUACUUUGCAAAAUCUUACAUAUACAAUAAAGGAAAUACUGUUUGAAAUUGCUUAUGACCAUAGCUGUCACAACUAUGGAAACUGUGAAGCAAUUUAUAGGAUGUACCACUUGUUUGUGAAAAUUGUUAAAUUCAUCUAAUGUUGUAUAUAGUCAGUUUGAUGGCUUGCUGGAAUUGUAUUUUUGUAUUGAAAACAAAAUUCAAAACAUAGUGUUGCCUACUCUAAUUGAACGAAGAAUGAGAAGAUUGUCAUAAA
Messenger RNA from Cornus florida, 2033 nucleotides. RefSeq names its product protein NRT1/ PTR FAMILY 5.10-like. Gene Ontology annotation, biological process: transmembrane transport; dipeptide transport. Gene Ontology annotation, molecular function: dipeptide transmembrane transporter activity; tripeptide transmembrane transporter activity. Gene Ontology annotation, cellular component: membrane. The coding region runs from base 93 to 1823 and encodes 576 amino acids. The record is from RefSeq and is a predicted model, not a curated record. NCBI's taxonomy places the organism in Eukaryota, Viridiplantae, Streptophyta, Magnoliopsida, Cornales, Cornaceae. The transcript has 4 exons.